Molecule: messenger RNA, 1018 nt
Organism: Paecilomyces variotii
Lineage: Eukaryota; Fungi; Ascomycota; Eurotiomycetes; Eurotiales; Thermoascaceae
Product: ankyrin repeat-containing domain protein
Exons: 1
Coding region: 287-814 (175 amino acids)
Molecular function (GO): protein binding
Source: RefSeq, a predicted model, not a curated record
UAUGGUCUGUUUAUAAUCCAAAAGGCGGAAAGAGUUGGCAGAUUCGCUGGGCAUCGAACUGGAAGGCUUAUCUCUGACGUCCAGAUCGUAUCAUGAUGACAAACUUUGAAAUCUGCAUAAGCUCUGCAAUCUAUUAGUGUAGUGGUUCAGGUACGAGGGUAACUUGAAUUCAACUGUAUUUAUCUUGGGAGCGAAACGGCUCCUGAGAACUUAGGUCGAUCUUCCGCCCGAGCUUGUGCUCCAUACGGCCUUUACUCUUGACAGCACACGGGAUAUACAUGCCCUGAUGAGCGUAAACAGAGGCCUUUACCAACUGUGGAAAAAAUAUCUAUAUCAGCACAGUGUGGACCAUGAAAACGGCGCCGGACUUAUCCUAGCAGCCGGGAAAGGGACUUUAUCCGCGAUGUGUUGUUUUCUCGGUGUACCAUCGGUGAACGUGCAUGUCCGAAACGUAGCCGGACAGACGAUACUCCACCUCGCAGCCCAGCAACAUGACGGAUUCUACAUUAUGAUGAUGCUUUUGCGGGAUAGUCGUAUGGACAUUUAUGCGACUGACACUGUGGGACGGACGCUGUUGUCUUAUGCGGCAUCGAACGAUGACUGUCGUCCGCUUAGCGUCCUACUACGGCACAACGAUAUUGAUGUUAAUAUGGCCGGCGUCCAAGGCAAAACACCGUUUUCCUAUGCCGUCAAUAGGGGGCACAAAAAGGCAGUAAAGAAGCUUCUCGACGACACGCGGCUAGAUCCCAAUCUAACUUCCGAUCAUCUCUCGCCCAUAGCGAUUGCAGCAGGCAGCGGUUCAUGGAGUUUCUAGAGAUGCUUUUGAGUGACCAGCGCGUGACUGUCAAUAACCAAGAUCAGGGCUAUAUAGAUCCAGUGGUCUGGGCAUUGUUUCGAGAAUAAGAGUGAAGCAUCUGUUUCCUGCUUUCAAUCUGUUGAAAAGGUUAAGAAAAAUAUAGAACAUUAGAGGCAACAGUGGGAGUAUGACUGUUGACAUAUAGUAGUCCAGUAUGUAACG